Messenger RNA from Drepanopeziza brunnea f. sp. 'multigermtubi' MB_m1, 6903 nucleotides. Lineage: Eukaryota; Fungi; Ascomycota; Leotiomycetes; Helotiales; Drepanopezizaceae. The record is from RefSeq and is a predicted model, not a curated record.
AUGCUGAGCAGAAGUAGCGAUGGGACCAGUCCCACGGGACCCGAUCCCAACGAGUACAAAGGUCACCCUCAACCGCCACCAGACGAGCGGCUAGAGUCUGCUUUCAAUUUUCUGGCGGACGAGGAUUCGGACAGACACCUGGAUUUCGACUCCAGGGUCGGCGAGAUCGAGGAAUACGUAAAACACCUCGAGGAUCGCAAGAUACCUUGCUCGGAGCAGCUCCUCAAGGAUGUGAAAGUCAUGACUGCAGUCCACCGCGAGUGGGCGCAGCGCAGGACGGAUCCCCCCCCAGACAGCAAUUGUGACAACAGUCGACCGGCCCGGCAACCCUUCUCGACCAGGCUCAUCUCCAUCCAGACCGCGAAGGCGCUCAAGGCCCAGCGCGCCGCUGCCGGCACCGACAAGCAGGCCAGAGAAGACCACGCCCCCUACUCGGCCUUCCGCGAGGACGACCACGGCGAGUUUCUCGCGGCGAUGAGAAAGGACGCCGCCGUGGACCCGGAUGAGCUCAACCCGGCGACCAGCCUCCUGCACGCCGAGAGUCGCGCUUACGACUGGGCUCGUCUCGAUCCCAUCAUGAUCCCGUACUGGAUGCACCCAACCCAGGGUAUUCCGACGAAAGGCUUCUCGGCGGCCGAUCAGACGCCCUGGUACCGAGAACCAGUCCCUCAUCCUCUAGAGGCCAACCGCCCUGCUCGAGGAUGGGUGCCUCGGUAUCUCCUCGACACGGAGGAGCGGAUCAACGGCCUCCUCAGGAAAGCGUCCAACACCAUCGAGGAAUAUGCCGAGCUCGAAGAUCUCCUCCGGUUUGUCGAGCCCUCGCAUGUGCGCCAACUCCAUGACGAGAACAGCGCUUUUGACAAUGACGAGGUGGCCUUUGCCAGCAUUCUCAAUCACCUCAGAGAUGAUGAUCCGGCGAAGCCCCUGUACGCGUUCAAGGAGAAGGAGCGGCGGGCCAAAAUCGCGCAGGACUUUCUCGAAGCGUACGACGCGUGGCGAGCUACCUUCAACGACGUGUACUUCAUCGUCCGGCUCCCCAGAGAGACCACUGUCGUCGAAGUCGAACAGCCAGGCGUUUUCUACGUCGAUCACGGGGUUCCGGGGCCUGCUCGGGCGGUUGUUCUCCAAAGAGCCAGUGCCCUUCUCAGGUCCGACACCCUGGCAAGCCUCACACAGGACGAUCUAGCUGCUUUCGCCCUUCUCGCGCAGAAAUCGCAGGAUGCUGAGAUUACACAUUACCAGAGAGCCAAGGCUGCACUGCUGCGGUCGGUGGGGGCAAAUAGCAAGGACGAUCUUGAUGCCGGCCAUAGGGCCACGUGGGACCAUCUUCAGCAUACAGAAACAGCGCUGCGUCGACAAUGGCUCGUUAGAAUAUCACCACUUAACCCCGAGUUCAGGUAUCUUCGCCCGGGGGAGAUGGAAGAGAAACUGCCGAAUAUCUUGUACAUUCCCUGGGAGAUCACAUCGGUACCAACAGUAGCGAGUCCGCUCCUGAUCGAAUUGGCUCUUCCUCGCGACGCCCAGGCCGCACAGGACACCAUCAACGCGGAACUCCAGCAGGCGAGGGGGCCGAAGACGGAUAUAGAUACCCUCUUGCAGUUUGUCCCAGCAUUCUAUCCUGCCCUGCGUGAACUGGCUGAGGCUCACCUGCGUUGGGAUUUCCUCCAAGGCUUCGCCUCCACGAAUUGGCGGGCCGAGGACUUGCGAUUGAGGGGUAUCCUGGACCCGAUCUUUGUGCAACGGUUUGAAGCCUGGCAUCACGGACUGGGACGGGAAGUCGUCGUCAAGAUGCCCCGUUUAGAUCAGGUCCCCGAGGAGCCGGGGAUGCUGUACUGCCGCCACGAGCCAGGCCUGUGCGGUCAAGACGACUCGCCUGUCAAGAUACAGAGCUUGGUAGAUCUAGGGAGCUCGAGGAGUCCUGAUCAGCAGAUCGAACUCCGGAACCUGUUGGUUCGCCAUCAGUACGCGGCACUCGACAGCGCGUGGCGGGCCUGGAAGGAGGCCGAGGGACAGUCUCCCAACCAGGCCAAAACCGACCAGUUGAAGCGCGCGUGGGAAGCCAUGUCGGAUCGGUGGACCCGGAGCAUGGAGGGCUCGGUUAUCACGAUCAAGAAGACGCCGGAUCCCCGCAUCAAUCCUGACAAUGACCCUCGCGUGGUCUACUAUCGAGGCCCGAUAGCAUUCGAGCGGCGCUAUCCAGCGCUGGACGAGAGCCUCCGAGCAGAAAUCCAUGCGCAUAUUGCAGCGGGAAACCGUGACACCGAAGAGUUUCGUCCGAGCGACGACGGUCUUCUACCUGCCCAUAUCAGAGCUGCUUUGCACCGAUACCUACAUUCCGGUACCGCGCAAGACGGUGCGCUGUACGCAUACCAUCUUCGGUUGCUGUGGUCAAAGACGCUGCCGAGGUUUACACCGGAUGUCGGUGUAGCUCAUUCGCGUCAAGAGACGCCCACGGCUACACGUAGGCUAUCGCAAGACAAUCGGCUGGGUGUUGAUCUUGCAAAGAUGGAGCCUGUGAUUGCUGCUCUCGAGGAAGACAUCAAUCACCUCAUCAGAGAUAUCCGAGCGAAGUCAAACAUUCAGAGGCGCCGCACCCUGUUGAGACAGAUUGAUAUGCUGUUGAGGCAGUUCCAACCUCGUAGCAUCAACGCUAUCGAGGUCUUUUCCAGGGAUCCGAACGUUCCCGAAACCGAUCAGAGGGCUCUGAAGCUUGAGGCAGCGAGGCAACACGUCGUAUGGCGACGGCCCAUUGUCGAGAAUGGGGCUGUCAUAUCCAGGUCCCAAUACACGCCGGUUCCUCGGGGCAGUGUAGUCCUGGAAUUCAUGCCCAAUACGGCGUACAGCGGCGAGGCCUUCCAGAUUCAAACAAGGGAUCCCGCGAACGUUCACUCUUUACUGGUGCACAAAUAUGCAGACUAUGUCACCCCUGUUGCAGAAGUUCCAAGCGCUCACGACAGGACGGACAUUGUCACUUUGCAGAGCACGAUCAAUGAUCUGCUCAGGGUGAGAGCCGCGGGUACGGAUUUCUCGUGGGAUGAAAGCGAGCUGCUGCUUGCACGUUUGCGAGCUUUGAUGCCGAAUCGGAUCUCGAUUCAGGAAAAGGCCCACAGGCUGCUGGACCGCGACGCCAGAGAGAGGCGCGAGCCUGAGCAUGACGAAAAGUUCUGGGAGUCGUGGGAUACUUGGAGCAAGACGUACGACGCCUGGAUCGACAGCUUCCCCGGUGGCCAGAUCAGAAUCGCAACAGCAGCCAAUGCUGCGGACAAGACCGCCAUACCGCUCACCGCAACCGACAUAACGGCCGCGGCUCUGAAAGACUUGGCAGAGCCCAAGCGUGUCAAGACGUUACCUCAUGUUGUCAAGAGUAUGGAGAACGAUGUGAACAGUUACCUGUACGGUCCACUCGAAACAUACUCAGAUGCGGAUCGGCAAGUUGGAGAUGCUCUGCUCUGGGAGCUAUUCCGAGAUAUAAGGGAAGAGCUGCACGAAGUGCUCCUCAGGCACAUCCAAGCCACGUACAGCACCGAACCGUUGGACCAGAACCAUUUGACCGCAGAGCUCGCCGCUCUCGUCGAGUCGCUGGAGUUGCGUGCUUGUACCAUCUUUAGAGACGAGCUGAGGCUGCUGGCGCCGAACCAGAUCUCUAUCCACGAGCCGCUUCCCGGCAAGUUCAGAUUCUUGCCCGGCCCAGGGACCACUUUCGUCGGCGAGAAGCAGAUAGCAGCGACUCUCGCAAGUCAACUCCUGAUUGACAAUUUCACGGACUCGAGGAUGGAGUUUCUCGAGCUCACGUCGAAGAUCAGGAGAUACAUACCUCUCACCCCAGAGGAACAUGCUCGCUUGGAGAUACAGGUUGCCUCGCUGUCUCGUGCGAACCUCAAGACCAUGCAGGAGCAGUCGGACACUGUCGCCAGACGUCUGGCUAAAUUCUCGACGACCCAUAGCUUCGAAGGGGAUGAGGAGGCAGAGCUCUUAGAAGUCGACCGGAGCUGUCUCUGGCACCGAUGGGCCCUCAAUUCUCUCGACCCAGGCCUCGGGGUGCUGCGUAAUCCACCCUGGCCGGAUGUCGUGGACAGAUUGAUCGCUGCGGGCGCGGCAACAAGUAUUCGCAGCGACGCAGUCGUCCCCGUCGUAGCACCCAGCGAGUUCGAGAUCAAGGAGCUGGAGACGGAGAUCAACAAUCUGCUCUCGAGGCAGAGGAUGGGCUCGCUGGAUGGUUCCCAGGAAUACGAACUCUCCUUCAUCCUCAGAGAGUUGUUGCCGACUGCGCUCCGGGUGGUCAAGAUACGGAUUGACGGGCAGGGAAGGGGAAUCCUCAGCUCGGCUGACACCGUCACGGGGGGUCUGGCCGUACUGGAAGCACAAAAGGGCUUCGCUCAACGAUAUGCGCAGUACCUGCGCGACUUGCCUGCGUUUGGUCUCAUCCUUGAUACCUGGUGGUACAGUCAAGAGGUGAUCGGUGCCGCUUGUUCCCGAUGGAAGAGAUUCAAAGAUAUGCAUGUACACCAAGAUGGCGUAUCGCUGUUCCCAAGCACUUCUCGCCAGAUCGAGAAUACCCAGCAGAGGCAGUGGUUCCAGCGGUACGCCGUCCUCGUGGGAUGGGUUGACCGUGGCUGCCCGGAUCCUGCCUCGGCCGAUGUGACAUCGCAACUGCUGUUGGAGAACCUCGACAGCUCGCUCGCGAGUUUGCAAGCCGAGAUCCGCAAGACCAGCUCUACACUGGCGGCGGCUGAUGAUCAGGAUGCUGAGCUCUCUCUUCUGAACGUCAAAGAGGAAUUCAUCAAGGGUUUCAUGGCGUGGUAUACCUCCUUGGCUCCCCAGCAGUUAGCUGACAUCCGGUCUGGUGGUGUCCGGUCCAGCGCGGUCGAUUUCACCGGCAAGGCGGAAAGAAGAGGCAUUCAGAGAGCUGCCAUCGAGAUUGCAUUGAACCUCCUGGCCACGAACCAGGAGCAACACCGACCCGCGGAUCGCUUCCGACUCGUGGACGUGGAUCGUCAAUUUGUGCCUCCACGGAAGGAGGUCGCCAUCUCACUGCCCCUCGAGGUUCCAAGACGGCAGGUCGAGUACGACACUUUCGACCUGACCAAGAAGAUGAUUGCCUUCCGCGAGUGGAAGGAUUUCGACCACGAGAUUGCGCGCGAACACCUCAUACAAGACCCGGUGCUACUCCAGUCUGAUGAUACGGGCGAUGGUCGGAUGGACUACACGACGGAUGUUCCAGAGGGUGUUGGCCGGGAGGUGUUCUACCUCAACCCUCCCGUCAACUACAUGGGACCGGUAGCCAACGGCGACGCAGCCGACUGGAUUGAGGUUCGCAAGGAGCGUCACGCCGUGUUGACCGAUGUGGCGGUGCGCCUGUCGGAUGCCUACACGAAAGCUCCGCGGCCUCUACUGCAGAAAAUGCUUGAGCGCAUGAGCGAUGGCAUGCGCCGGACCAAGGAUGGAGAUGAUCACUCUGAGCCCCCUCUCACGAAGCCGCAACUUGAUCUCCUGCGUGAGAUAUCGGGGGAGUCGUGGGAUGAUACGAGUCGGGAAUACGCAGCGCCCAUUCAAAAUCACCUCUCAGAGGAGCCCACUGUGAGAGACCAACAGCUUGCUCAGCUCGCCGAGUUCGAAAAGAGGCUCGCGGAAAUCUCGGAUGUGCCCUUCUGGGUGCCGCUCGAAGAGGAUCCGGGCCUUUCCCGAACUGACCAGAGCCAAUAUCCCCAACUUCGGCACUCGAGCACCGUCCGAAGCUUGCUGGGCAUGUCACUUGAUCAUCUGCUAUUGGAGAUUGGCAGUAUACGAGCACAGCACGAGAUGGUGCCUUGGUCUCUGGAGGACAUCCGACGAUGUCUGCGUGUCAUGAGAGAUUUUGGCCGCAUCCACUACGACGAACCUGCUGCCGGCGAGCCUGAGCAGGUCUGCCGCAUACCUCUCGCCGGCCAUCCGGAAAACAAAUACGUGAUUUCCAUCCCUACAGCUCAGUACUCGAACGGUGUGAGGACGAUGCCGGACGGAAAGCUUGAGGUCACAUAUAACGCCCAGGGAGACAAGGGACCGGUAAUUGUGCAGCCGAACAAGGAGACGUUCCUCCAAGAGCUCGCUUAUGGACUCGGGCGGGAGAUUGUGAACGUCCUCGAGGACAUGAGGGCUCCGCAGAUGACGCGACAACAGGCUGCUAUCGUGCUGGACAGGGCGGAAGCCUUGGUCCAAAAGAAGAUGUCUCUGCUGACUCCCGCGGACCGUGGUCAAACGGACGAAAGCUCCCCCGUCAACACCAACCUGAUCAAUCUUGUGUUGCUCGCGCGGGAGGCGAUCGCAACUACGCCCAGCCUGGUAGCCGAGCUCGAGAUCGACGAUGUCGACAACAUGAGUGAGCAGGAAGCUGCGGCAGUCAUCCAGACCAAGACCCUCCAGGAACUCAGCGACAACUUCGAGCCCAAGUUCCGCGCGACGAACGACGUUUGGGGCUUCGCAUCUGAUCGCCUGGCGGAGCAAAGACGGGCCCGCAGCGGACGCGACGUCCCGGUCAAGCCUCGCCCGACGCAAUUCUUCUCCAUGCUGCGAUAUCCCGUGUGUUGCCAAUCGCCAGCCGCGCAGAAGGCGAUUGAGAGCUCGGGUCCCGUCAUCGAGAGCAGGACCCAGACGCUGGUACCUCCUCCGCCUGGAGGCCGGCGAAGGGGAGCACAUGACAAGACGAAGGUGAGGCACAUCCGAGACCAAGUUCCGCAUUACCCAUUCGGCGAGACGCCAUAUCAAGAAGCGUACCAGAGUUACCUGAUGGACUACGAGUUGCGAGAUGUCCUUGGAUCUUUGGAUUCUGGGAUUCUUGAUUUCGUGGAUUUUGAGAUUCUUGAACUCUUGGAUUUUGGAAUUCUUGAACUCUUGAAUUCUGGAACUCUUGAACUCUUGAAUUCUUGA